This is a messenger RNA of Periconia digitata, 1517 nucleotides long. Lineage: Eukaryota; Fungi; Ascomycota; Dothideomycetes; Pleosporales; Periconiaceae. The record is from the annotation of a GenBank genome assembly.
AUGCCACCAACUCUCUCAAAGACUGAUCGUCUAACUGAAAUUCGCAUCAUCGUCGUUCACCCCAUCCCUCCCAGGAAUGCAAUCAAAUCCGCCCGUAUGCCCCUUCAUAGACCCAACCACCGAGAAUUGCAGAAAUACAUGAAUAAUAAAGAGAGGAUACGAAAAGAAGCAGCAAGGAACGAUUCGUGAAAGCUGCAAUAUUUUGCGGCUCAGAUCCUUCUUUUGCCUCGUUUCUUUGCCGGCUUGAUUUUCCAAUAUGGAAAUUUAUUGUGCUGCACUCUUUGUCGCAAUUCCCGCUCAAUAUCCUGUUCAUUCUUCAGUUGUAUGUUUUCAAUUUUCAGUUCUUUCUCCGCAUUCUCCACCUCUGCCCUGAUAUUUUGGAACUUUCUCUCCAGAGCGUCAGCAUCUGGAAUGUUCGAAAGCUCUUUCUUAGCCUCUGUAAGUUCAUCAUGAAUAUUCGAGAGUUUUUCCUGGGUGUUGAAUAAAUCGAUGUGGGCAUUCGAGAGCUCAUUGCUAAGACAUUGUACAUCGUUUUGGAGACCUUGGAUCACCCGGCCUUUUUGAAGAAUCUCAUUUUGAAGCUGUUGUAAUUUGGCCUUGGGAGUCACUUCUUCGUUUGUCAGGUUCCUGGUUUUGGUAUCGUGUUCCGCGUUUCUAUCUUGCAGAAGUUGAACUCCAUGUGCUUUCUGGAAAACCGUAUAUUGAUGGCUUUCUUCGUAUAUCCGACUGUGUUGAGCAGCGUCUUUGUUCCUGAUGGAUUGGAUGUCACGAUCCUCUCUGGUAUUAUCGACUUGUAGGCGUUGUAUCUCAUGGCCUCUCCGAGAAGUAUCAUCUUUUAGGUGUUUAGCACUAUACGUGUUCUUGAGUUGCUGAAUCUGGAGAUUUUUGACCGAGAUCUCGUCUCGCAGGCGUUGGAUCUCCACCCUGAAGUACUUCAUCAAGUCUGGCUGCGGUUUCUUUUCGGUCUCCAAGGAUUGGAUUUGUUGCAGGUAUUGAGAAUUCACGUCCUGGAGGACUUUCGAGUCGUUGCUCGUGCGAGUAUCUUCAUGUACCAAUUGUUGUAUUUCGCGAGUAUGUGCCAUUCCCGUGUCCAAGAGAGCAUGAAAAUCGUCAGUUGUGAGUGUCACAUGAUUACCAAGGUGUUGAAUCUUGAUAGUCUUUGCCACGUUCUGAGCUUGAAGUAAUUGCAUAACGUUAGCUUUUGCCGCAUUGCCAUUUUCAAGUGGUUCGGUCUCGCGCUUCUGUUCUGAGUUUUCAAGCUUGACGCACUGCAGUUUGUCAUAGCUUCAAUCGAUCUCCGCCCAUAUUCACGUCGGUACGUGGCUGAGACGCAGAAUCUGAGGGUAGAGACCUGGAAUUUCGCUUGUUUCAAGAGUAGGAUACGUACUGGCCGUCCCGGGGGUGGAUUGUGGCGGUACCCAUUCCAACCCUUGUCCGUUUGAGGGACCGUCGUUUUCAGAUUCUGCCUCAAUAUAUGAAUUUCUAGGAUCCAUAAGGAAAAUGAGUUCGAAGUAAUG